Messenger RNA from Aphanomyces invadans, 652 nucleotides. RefSeq lists its product as hypothetical. The transcript has a single exon. The coding region runs from base 53 to 646 and encodes 197 amino acids. NCBI's taxonomy places the organism in Eukaryota, Oomycota, Saprolegniomycetes, Saprolegniales, Verrucalvaceae. The record is from RefSeq and is a predicted model, not a curated record.
ACGGAAACAUGCACUUCACAUUUUACAUGGUUAAAUACGAAGGCUGCUCAAAAUGCAACGAAGUGGUUUACAACACCGAGUAGACAAGCGCAACCGAUGCAGUCAGAGCAACCGACAACGUCGAGGCAGCCGACGUCGUAGGAACGGGCGUGGUGGUGGGGGUCGUGACCUUGGAAGUAGUCUUGGGGGCAGCAGUCGUCGUGAUCACUUCUUCUUCAACAGUGGAGUUGGGGUCCACAGUGGCGCGGGGCUUGACGGUCGUGGUCUCAGGAGGAGUUGUCUUCAAAGGAUCCACGUUGCAUUGCUUGGCAUACGGGAGUACGUCGUUGGCAGGGACACGGGUGUCAAAGACGCAUCGAGGGUACUUGCCCACCAAGUUCUGGACAGCGACCACACACGACGGCACCGCGCAAAUGUCAUCGGGACGGCCGUCAAAAAUUUGCUUUUGGGCGUCCGAGCGGCACUUGUUGUAGCUUGGGGUGCUCUCGAGCUGGUUAAUCUGGCUGAUCUCGACCGAUGUGCAGAGUGCCUUGAUCGUCGUCGGCGCAGGAGUGGGGGCUUUGGUAGUCGUGGCAGUUUGGCCGCUCACGAGGGCGGCGGCGACGCACGCAACGAAAUAAACAGCUUUCAUGAAGGUGAGCGCUGAAUGGGG